GCAUCUUGCCGAACGCACUCACCGCGCGCGCUUCAAAUGCACAAAAUGGACCUCAGCAACGUCGUGUUCCCGCGUAAACUACUCAAAGAAUUCAUCCUUAUGUACAGAGACUCGCCCUGUCUGUGGAAACGUGAUUGUUUAUCUUACAAAAACAAGAAGAAACGACACGACGCCAUCUCCAAGCUGACUGAGUUGGUCCAACAAUACGACGGAUGCGCCACGCGUGUUCACGUAUUGAGAAAAAUCGAGAGUUUGCGCGCAUGUGUGCGUAGAGAACACAAGCGUGUCGUUGACAGCAGACGGAAUUCAAAUAGCGAAGAAAUAUACGUCCCACAGCUGUGGUAUUACGAUCUAUUUUCAUUUAUCUUCAACGAUCAUGAAAACAAUUACAAGAAGGCAGAGCCGAAUGACCAAUCAGCUGUAAGCAUUCUUUUAGUUGAAUCAGAGGAAGAACAAGAAGAGAUUUUAGGAGACGAUGAGCCUUCUUUUGAGACUCACUCUUACACAGAUUAUAGCAAUAUAGCCGUAGACAUGGACUCCGGUUCAUCCAAAGGUUAUGUUAAUUAUACUGAAGAACCAACAAAGAGUGAGAAACGACAAUGGAAGGAGGUGGAAGAUGAGUAUGACGCUAUAGGAAUAAACGUGGCAGCCAAACUAAGGAGCCUGGGACCGACCAUGAGGAUAUUAGCUGAGAAGUUGAUCAACGAUGUGUUGUUCCAAGCGCAGUUGAACGGGUUGAAUUCAACCACAACGCUUUCGACGACAGACCCGUUCAAACAGGACCAUCAUUAGAUUAAGUUAGUUGAUUAAUUAGAAGACAAAACUGCAGACGAUGAAAAUCUUUGUUAAAUGUGUUGUGGUCAGAAGAAGAGUUCGUUCCGCCAGUAAGGAGGAGAACAAGCAACGACGUUCUAAGUUUUUUUUUAAGAACGAAAAUGAUAUUUUGAAAAAUACUGUCACUAUUUGAAUCUCAAUUCCACCACUACAGCCAUACUACAAUACUACAUAACCUUUCAAUCUUUGCGGAACUUCUAUGGAAAAGAUAAAUUCUAUGAGAUUCUUUUAUAUCUUAGAGACGAGAAAGGUUCUAUGGAAGAUGGAGACGUAAUUAUGUGUAUGUAGUAAAAUGAUUCGAAGGAGGAAGGAGUGAAGACAAUAUAAAGCAUGUUGUGUGCCAGUUAUUUUAUCAUCCUGUGCUGAUAAGGUAAAUGUGCUGUAAAAUUGCUUAUAAUGUAUCUUUAUGUGAAUAACUAUA
Molecule: messenger RNA, 1255 nt
Organism: Amyelois transitella
Lineage: Eukaryota; Metazoa; Arthropoda; Insecta; Lepidoptera; Pyralidae
Exons: 3
Coding region: 37-792 (251 amino acids)
Source: RefSeq, a predicted model, not a curated record